Messenger RNA from Musa acuminata AAA Group (dessert banana), 2513 nucleotides. RefSeq names its product serine/threonine-protein kinase BSK5. The transcript has 10 exons. The record is from RefSeq and is a predicted model, not a curated record. The coding region runs from base 890 to 2362 and encodes 490 amino acids. Lineage: Eukaryota; Viridiplantae; Streptophyta; Magnoliopsida; Zingiberales; Musaceae. Gene Ontology annotation, molecular function: protein kinase activity; ATP binding; protein binding. Gene Ontology annotation, biological process: brassinosteroid mediated signaling pathway; protein phosphorylation.
CAUUUGGUCCCGCCCUGCUUUGCUGGGGCGAGCCACGGCGGUCUCCUCUCUCUCCUGCACCAAUCUAAAGCAAAAGAAGAGAGGCUCUUCGGUGUCUAUCAUGACACCAUGCAGGCUUACACGAUGGUCCCUCGCAUUCAUGUCCUUUUGGGAGGAAAGAUUGCUCUGUUCCAGGCUGUGAGGUGGGAAGGGGAUAUGUUAUUUCCGCUACUGGACGUGAUGCCGAUCGACUCGAAGGCCCUGCAACAAAGAGAUUUCACAGCUCAUCGCUGUUGCUUGCCUCCCAAUUCUUCUCGAUCAUCACAUAAAUUAAGUAAAUUGCCCACAUCCGAGACUCCAUGAGGGAGAAAGGAAGGGCCACAGCAAAAGCAUGGAGGUAAUAAAGCCACAGCAUCCAUGCAGUGCAGCUUCGUAUUGAAUGAUGCAUACAUCGCACUACCGGAUGUUUCCUGUGACUUGCCUUUAUGAACCUCACGAGGAGUUUGCACGUACGUGUAUCGGACACUAACCACUGUGCCUUCUUGGUCUUCAUUACCUACUGCAGCACUCUGUAACAACGACGCUGCGGCACGGGAUGGCUGGGAGACUUGGGAGGCAGCAGGAGGAAUGAACGAGGUACGAAUCAAACAUAUAUAUUAAGAGCAUCAGCGGAUGCGAGGAAGGCUUUGUCGCAAACAUCGCUGGUAGAUACAGUACUACAGGAGCGCAUUGCAGAGACAAGUUUGGUGGGCUUGGACGUCAACAAGAAUGACACCGAAUCCAUCCUGAGAUCCACUUCCCAAGUUUACUGUUCCCUUGCUGCUGUUUCUUCUGCCGCCGCCUCCUUUAUGCUGGGGUUCGUAGUGUAGCGGAAGCAAGAGCUUAGCUUUUCUGAGAGAGUGGCGCAAGAAUGGGAGUUCGAUGCUCCACAUUGUCCCUGUGCUGGUGGCCGACCCACUUCAAGUCCUCUGUGCUCGAGCCGGAUGAUCUCGAGAACGGGGGAGGCGACGGCGACGGCAUGUUCACGGAGUACAGCUUGGAGGAGCUGCGGGCCGCCACGGACGGCUUCUCGCCCGAACACAUCGUCUCGGAGCACGGGCAGAAGGCCCCCAAUGUCGUCUACAGGGGCCGCCUCUUCCCCGGCGACCGCGCCGUCGCCAUCAAGCGCUUCAACAAGUUCGCUUGGCCCGACGCCCGCCAAUUCCUCGAGGAGGCGAGGGCGGUGGGGCAGCUCCGAAGCGAGCGGCUGGCCAAUCUCAUCGGUUGCUGCUGCGAGGGCGACGAGCGGCUGCUGGUGGCGGAGUUCAUGCCCCAUGAGACCCUGGCCAAGCACCUCUUCCACUGGGAUACACAGCCUUUGAGUUGGACGAUGAGGAUAAGGGUGGCAUUGUACCUUGCACAGGCAUUAGAAUACUGCAGCAGCAGAGGGCGUGCACUGUAUCAUGAUCUCAACGCAUAUAGAGUUCUCUUCGAUCAGGAUGGUAAUCCUAGGCUGUCCUGUUUCGGACUCAUGAAGAAUAGUAGAGAUGGGAAGAGCUACAGCACAAACUUGGCCUUCACACCUCCAGAGUACCUCAGGACAGGGAGAGUGAUACCAGAGAGUGUAGUGUACAGCUUCGGAACACUUCUGCUCGACCUUCUUAGCGGAAAGCAUAUUCCUCCAAGUCAUGCACUUGACCUGAUCCGAAGUAAGAACUUCCGGACACUGAUGGACUCUUGUUUGGAGGGGCAUUUCUCAAAUGCUGAUGGGACUGAGUUGGUUCGAUUAGCUUCUCGUUGUUUGCAAUAUGAACCUCGCGAGAGGCCAAAUGUAAAAUCACUAGUUACUUCUUUGGGAUCGCUUGAAAAGGAUGCAGAGGUGCCUUCAUACACACUGAUGGGCAUUCUGAAUGGUCCUGUGACUUCGAAGCAAAUGAUUAAACUAUCACCACUUGGCGAAGCUUGUGCAAGAUUGGACUUGGUAGCUAUAUAUGAAAUACUAGAGAAGGUUGGAUACAAGGACGAGGAGGGCUUAGCGAAUGACCUGUCUUUCCAAGCCUGGACCAGCCAAAUCCAGGAGACUUUGAACUUUAAGAAGCAUGGGGACAAUGCUUUUCUAGCUAAAGAUUUUGAAACCGCAAUCGAUUGUUACACACAGUUCAUUGACGGCGGAACAAUGACUUCUCCGACCGUGUUGGCACGUCGAUGCGUAUCGUACCUCAUGAACAAUAUGCUGCAAGAAGCUCUGGGAGAUGCUAUGCAAGCACAGGAAGCAUCACCAGAGUGGCCUACCGCUUACUAUCUUCAAGCUGCUGUCCUUCUCAGCCUUGGAAUGGACAGCGAUGCCGAAGAAACGAUCAAACAUGGUGCCAAGCUUGAAGCCAAGCGGAAAACCAGAACCUGAUAUAUAAAUUAUCAUGUGAUUUAUUGUCAUAUCUUUUUUCUCAAUUUUUUUUUUACAAUUAGGUAUGUUUGUCUACUUUUUCUCGCUUGUCGGGAUGUGAAAGCUGAUUUUCUUUGUAUUAUGUUCGGAAAAUCGAGUUGUAUUUAAGAAA